CAGGUCAUUCAAUUCAUUCCUUACAAACAAAAAUAUAUAAUUUUCUUAUUAAAAAAAAAAAAGAGAAAAGAAUAAUGGCAAGAGUUCAUCUAUUGUUAUGCUUCACCCUUCUAUUUGCAUCUGUAACCCUUUUUGACGCGGCUUCAGCUUUUCUGAAGCUAAAGCCAUCUUUGCCUCAGAUUGAAGAGCCGAAGACGGUGGGUGAUGUGGAAGGCUACACUGUUCAAGUAGUGAUGGUAUUUGUGGGGGACCUCGAGAAAGAAUGUCCUAAAACAAGCAAAUUCAAAAUGUUCUUCGACAAACUCAGAGGAUUUGCCAAGUAUGUUUGCCCACUAAAAAUAUCUGGCAAAAAGGAUGAUGAUGACAUGAAGGCCAAAGAAGCAGGCAUCCUCAAAACCAUUGCCUCUUUUGCUAUUGGAAGGAUAAAGAGGGAAAUUCAAGAGGAGAAACAGGAAGCUAUCGAAACCUUUAAGUUUAUGAAAUCCUUGGCUGGUAGAAUUUUGGGUGGCCGCAAGAAAGAAGAGAAAGCAACCACGACACUAACACCUGAACAGCUGAAAGAAAUCAAAGAUGGGAUCUUGAAGUGGCAGACUGUGAUUGUUAAGAUCACAAACACUAUGGUAGUUAGCACAACAAACACUGAAGGCUCUGCUGGUUCAAAUCCCGGAGCUGGAACUCCCUCUACGGAUACAAACAAUGAAUCUCAAGGUACUCCCUCUGCGGACAAAAACAAUAAAUCUCAAGGUACUCCCUCUACGGAUACAAACAAUGAAUCUCAAGGUACCACUGGAGGCUCUUCGAGUCCUAACUCCGGAAGCGCUACUGGAAGUCCAUCAAACAAGCCGUCAACUGGUUCAAAUCCUGGAGCUGGAACUCCCUCUACGGAUACAAACAAUCAAUCUCAAGGUACCAAGAACACUGCUUCAAGUGGAAGUACAACUACUAGCCAGACCACGGAGGUGACAGUGACAGAAGUCGAGACUCAGACUUCCGAACAAGUUAUGACAUUCCUAAUGAACCUAGAGAAGAAGUGUCCACCGAAGGAGGAAUACAAGCAAUUUUUCGAGAAGCUAAAGAGUACCAUGGCAGGUUCCGCAAAGGUUGCUUCUCCUAAGAAAAAAGGAGGCUUGUUCUCUAUGAUCAAAGGUGCUGUUGGGAAAAUAGGUGAUGCCAUGCAAUUUAUUCGUUCAAGAAUUGGAAACAAAUCAGCAGAAGUAAAGAAGUCAAUGGAAACUUACCAAACAGAAGUGAUAAAGAAUAUGGAAGAGCUAAAUGCAAUCUACGCUAAAAUUGUAAGCCAAAAUCAAAGCAAGAAAGGAGGAGCAAUGACAUGCACACCAGAACAACAAGCAGAGAUUAAGACGACAAUCACCAAGUGGGAACAAGUCACAACCCAGUUCGUUGAGGUUGCUAUUAAGAGUGAAACUUCGACAACUACUUCUACUUCUACUUCUACAUCAGACUCCAGGGGAACAGCGCAGGCAAAUUGAACUGAAGCUAAGGUGUAACUUCACCAAGUUGGCAAACUAGUAACCAAUAGCUAAUAAUUUAGAGAUUUUUAUUUUUGAUUGCAAAUAAAACAAAUAUCGGUGUAGGCUAGCAAUAUAUCUAUUGACCGACCUAUGCAAAAUAAUAACUAUGUAUAAGUACAUAUAGAUUGUAAGCAUUCUAUAUGCUAACAUCCAAAAGUGAUGAUUAAUGAAAGAAAUUUUUGUGGUAAU
This is a messenger RNA of Brassica rapa (field mustard), 1721 nucleotides long. Its product is annotated as cell wall protein DAN4. NCBI's taxonomy places the organism in Eukaryota, Viridiplantae, Streptophyta, Magnoliopsida, Brassicales, Brassicaceae. The record is from RefSeq and is a predicted model, not a curated record.